Emys orbicularis (European pond turtle) is the source of this 1092-nucleotide messenger RNA. Its product is annotated as CCN family member 1-like. Gene Ontology annotation, molecular function: heparin binding; integrin binding. Gene Ontology annotation, cellular component: extracellular matrix; extracellular region. Lineage: Eukaryota; Metazoa; Chordata; Testudines; Emydidae. The coding region runs from base 1 to 1092 and encodes 363 amino acids. The transcript is spliced from 5 exons. The record is from RefSeq and is a predicted model, not a curated record. Gene Ontology annotation, biological process: cell adhesion; signal transduction.
AUGGAACAAGCGUCUCUGCUCAGCUUUGUUUUCCUGCUGCGCGUUGCUCUGGUGGUGUGUCGUUGCCCUCUGCAGUGUGUUUGCCCCCCCAGCCCACCCCAUUGUGCUCCCGGGGUCAGCAUGGUGCCUGAUGGCUGCGGGUGCUGCAAAGUCUGUGCCAGGCAGCUGAACGACGACUGCAGCAAGCACUGGCCAUGUGACCCCCACAGGGGGCUGGAAUGCAACUUUGGGGCGGACCCCUUGGCCAGCAAGGGCAUCUGUCGGGCCAAACAGGAAGGCCGGACAUGCGAAUACAACGGGCGGAUCUACCAGAACGGUGAGAACUUCCAGCCCAGCUGCAAGCACCAGUGCAGCUGCAUCGAUGGUGCCGUGGGCUGCCUGCCCCUCUGCCCCCUGGAGCUGCCCCUGGCCUCCCUCAGCUGCCCUGACUCACAGCUGCUCAAGGUGCCUGGACAGUGCUGCAAGAAGUUUGUGUGCGGCAAGGGGGCCAAGAGGUUUGGGGAGGUCUCCUUUGAGGGCGGGGAGACCAAAAGCAACGAGCUCAUCUAUGUGGGCAAGGACCGGCACUGGAAGAACAUGCCGGCCUGGCCACCUCUGUUCAAGGCCCAUUCUGUGCUGAGGAAAUGCCUAACCCAGACCACGGACUGGUCUCCUUGCUCCAAGACCUGUGGCCUAGGUGCCUCCACCCGGGUCACCAACAACAACCCCCAGUGCAAGCUGGCCAAGGAGACGCAGCUGUGUCAGAUCCGACCCUGUGGCCAGCCUGACUUCACCAAGCUGAAGAAGGGCAGGAAGUGUCUCCGGACCCACAAGGCGCAGGAGCCGGUGCAUUAUACCUACGCCGGCUGCAAGAGCCUUCGCAAGUACCAGCCCAGCUACUGUGGCUCAUGCCUGGACGGGCGCUGCUGCGUGCCCCUGCACACCCGCACCCUGGCUGUGCCCUUCCGCUGCCCUGACGGGGACUCCUUCAUGCGCAGCGUCAUGGUGAUCCACUCGUGCCAGUGCGGGCCAGCCCACUGCCAGCCCCUCAACGAGGCUGCCAUGCACCCCCAGCACCGGCUAGAUGGAGACACGCACAAGUUCCUGGAGUGA